Molecule: messenger RNA, 2031 nt
Organism: Betta splendens (Siamese fighting fish)
Lineage: Eukaryota; Metazoa; Chordata; Actinopteri; Anabantiformes; Osphronemidae
Product: interleukin-18 receptor accessory protein-like
Exons: 12
Coding region: 118-1812 (564 amino acids)
Biological process (GO): interleukin-18-mediated signaling pathway
Molecular function (GO): interleukin-18 receptor activity
Source: RefSeq, a predicted model, not a curated record
ACAUGAAAACCCCACUCACUCCAGAAGUCUGCUCUUGCAUGAGUGAAUAGUUUACAUAUGGAAGAGACUGAUCAGCAGCAUCAUAAUCACUACUUUUCAGCAGUUUAGAGCCACAGGAUGCAAACUGAAUUUAUUCUGAUUUGUUUUUUCAUGCCUGUUUUCUCGGAGGGAUGCUGUGCAGGAAAUCAAAAAAAGACAAACUCAGAUUUUCAGCAAGAUAGAACAAACUUGCACUACAGAGCUGUCGAGGGCGAAACCUUCAUGGUGCCAUGUUUGGGCUUCAGAGCUGGAGAAUGCACAACAGGAAAUAAAGGGUUGCCCUUAAACUGUGGGAAGGCAUUUACUGCUCAUGCAAAACAUUCUGGAAACUACACAUGUGACACUGGUGGCAGCCAGAUUUUUUUCUUCCUACAGGUGCUGGAUAAAGACAGUCUGGGAUGCUUUCAUACUAAGGAGAGCAGCGUGAUUCUGCUCAUCUCUGCAGGUGGAACGAUCCCCUGCCCGGGUCAAGACUGUGGUAACAGCAAACACAUGAGCAGAACCAUAUGGUACAAGGGUAACAAACCGAUGUCUGCGCAGAACCGAGCUUACUGCGUAGAAAACCGGACGCUGCAUCUGUGCCAAGUCAGCGAUCUUGACCACGGAGUGUAUUUCUGUGACAGAAAUGUCAUUGAGGAAGGAAUCGAAUGGACUUUCAGGAGGGCUGUUCAAGUCACUGUCACACCAGCAAAUCUAAUAGCACCUUACCCUCCCACUAUUGUCGAGCCUGAUAACUAUACGAGCAAGGAAGUGGAGCUGGGUCAGGCUUACACUCUCACCUGUAAGAUAUAUUUUCCUGUUGAGGUAAAUAUCUUGUACAACGUAAAGUGGUUCAUGAACUACAAUGGCAACACAAAAAAUGUCAUCACACUGCACAUGGAGAAGCCACAACUGGACAGAAGGACAUUUGAAAAUGAGGUCAUACAGAAAGCUGUCAUAAAUGAUGUGACUGAACAACAUCUGAACCACACGUAUACCUGCUUUGCCAGUAAUACUGCUGGAAACAGCAGUGCCACGAUUGAGCUUAAGAAAGUAAUCAAAGUAAAAUGGCCGUCACUCAUCGGGUAUCCUUUUGUGGGUUUGCUGGUGAUAACAGGGGUGGGAGUUGUUUUGCAUGUGAAAUGGCUAGAACUACAGCUUUUCUACAGAUCUCACAUGCAAGAUGGAAAACAUGAUGAAGAUGAAAAAGAGUUUGAUGUGUUUGUGUCAUACGUGUGGAGCCCUGUAUCAGCAGUCAAGGCAGAUGUGACGGGACCCGACACUGAUGAGACAGCACGUCUAUCCGGCACACUUACUUCUAAGGAACAAAGCGAAACCCACACACCAUUAGCAGUACUCUUACCCCACGUGUUGGAGGACGAGUGGGGGUAUCGACUCUUUAUGUUGGAGAGGGAUGUGCUUCCUGGAGGAGCAUAUACAAAUGAUGUGGUCCUUGCUAUACAGAGAAGCCGCAUGCUCAUCUGUGUCCUGUCAAGCGACUACCUCUGUGACAGUAAUGCUGUGUUUAUUUUAGAAACAGGAAUCAAGGCAUUGCUUCAAAACUCUGUGCCCAAACUCCUGCUCAUUUGGACCAGUAGUACAUCAACGCGUCUCAUUCAAACAGACCCCCCGCUACCCAGGGUGGUCCAACGGGGCUUGAAGGUGCUACCCACUCUAAACUGGACCUCAGGAAACCUUUCUGGAGAGGCCAACCACAGUUUCUGGAAGUGUCUAAGGAAUGCCAUGCCCAGUCGGCAAAACCACUGCUUCAGACAAUCAGACUGUCAGUGGUAGCUGACACUACCACUGACAUUUGUUCAUGAAGACAAUGUGCAGCAAUAUUUAUUUUAAGAUAAAAAGAUGGAUUUACUGUUCAUACAUUAUCACAGAAACAGAUGCUAUAAAAGUUUUGGCAUUUCUGUGGUUGUCUCUGAAGAUUCACAUCUCUAAUUUAACAUACUGCCUUUAUGCUUCAACUAUAAACACAAAUAUUAAUAAACAUUUGACACAAUA